GUCGGCGUCGCUUCGCUCAGUGUUGAGGAGGCGUCGGUGGAGGACGCAGUGGUAACGACGAACUCUCUUCGACAAGUGAGAAGAAACGAGCGCAUGAGGGUGGUACGGUUAUAAAGAAAGAAAAGGGGGUGCGAAGGAAGACACGAGAGAGGGAAGCGCACACCGACGCCCGAACGAUCUUCCUACGAACGAACGAUCGACUGAGAGAUAUCACACAUUUGUUCUUCAUCACUUAUUCCCACCCUUCCCAAUUUCUCGUUGUUAUCCCUUCCUCCGUCCCCUUCCUCGAGAUAUAUAUAUAUAUAUAUUAUCUCUCCUUAUCUCACUGUCAUACUUUCGACGACGAACAAACGAACACUGAACGAAUAACCGAUCCCUCGAGCUAUGGCCACCGCCAUGGACCCGGUCGACAUUGCGAAUAUACUCGCGCAGGAGUUGCUUUAUCAGCAGCUGGUGACUCUGGACGGAUUGCACAGCGGAGUGCCGACCAGGACGACGCCGACGCUGACGCCGACCACCCUCCGCAGCAUCGAGCAGACGUUCCUGGAGCUGACGAGCGAGUCGGCGUCGCACAGUCGCGAGGCCGGCUUCGUACCACCGUUGGUCGAACCAUCGCAGCCGACCCCGGCACAGACGCAAAACACAACGGCGGUGCAUCUCCCGGCGCCGACGACCAUCCUCAUCGAGAGCCAGCAGCAAACGCAAUCGCAACAGCAGCAGCAGCCGGUUAGACGCAAUAUGGGCGGCAGGCGGCCCACCAGAACGAUCGGGAUGACCCCCGAGGAGGAGCAGAGGCGACAGAUCCGGCGCGAGAGGAACAAGAUGGCAGCGGCGAGAUGCCGCAAGCGAAGGAUGGAUCAUACCAAUGCCCUACUCGAAGAAACUGAGGGCUUGGAACAGAAGAAACAGAACUUGCAGGAGGAGAUUGAGCAGCUGAAGCAGGCCAAAGAUGAACUGGAAUUUAUUUUGGACUCCCACAGAGCGGUCUGUCGUCGUUCGCUACGUCCCUCGUCCCCGCUGGAUGUGAAACCCGUGAUAAAGACCGAUAUUGCAGUCGAGGAUCACUUCGCUACUGAAUCUAUGAAAAACGAGCCAACGAUAAUCGCGGCAACGAGACCGAACAGACCUAAUUCAUUGCCGGUCGGAUUGGAUAACAAUAACAGACUGAAUUCCCUGUCGAUGUUUGUGGAACCAAAGGAGAGGCCGGAUACGCUUGCUUUCAAGACGGUGGAGACGCCAUCCUUCAUGAAGCCGUCGAUGGACGUAGCCGGUAUGCCAAUUACUACCCCGACCAGCGGCAUACCGUUCAACUUUGAGUCCUUAAUGGAAGGCGGUACCGGUCUUACGCCGGUCUCGACGCCUCUGAUACCGUCGUGCUCGACGCAACAGAGGAGCAAUCUGUCCGCUGUGGAUCUCAGCUCCCCGGAUGCGAAUCCCCCGAAGCUCGUGAGCUUGUGACGCCACGACGACAUUAUGGAGCACGGGUCCAACGAGGAGGAUGAUCCCGAAUGAGAGAACGGGAGUACCAUGACGCGAAGGAUUUCUACAAAUGGAGAGCAGAAGUAUUAUGCGCGUGCUCUUUACAACGAAAUUUUUGAUCGCUCUUAAAAGCUCUUUCACGCGAUUUUGCUUGUUAGAAAGCGCGGUUUUUUGAAUGCAUUUUAUUGUGAAAAUUUUGUCGAUGCUCGUUACAUUGAAGUUUGUAAACAACCUGAUGAAUUUGUUUUUAAAAUUGUUCUUGAAAAAAAGAAGAAAAUAAAAAAAAUUGUAAUUAAUAUCGAUUAUAACGCUAAUGCGUAGAAAAGAUCUAUUGUAUUUAGAUUUUAAUGGUCUGCGAAUUCGUAUUUGAUAAUUUCAGUAUUUUGCUAUUUUUAGACAAGGAUGAUAGAUGAGAGUCCUAUCAAUCUAAAAUUUUAAAUUGUAUAACUUUGUAUCGGUAUAAAAUAGUCAUCUUGUUACAAAAAUAAAUCGUAAGAGAAAGAGA
Pogonomyrmex barbatus (red harvester ant) is the source of this 1984-nucleotide messenger RNA. It is a transcript of the gene kay, whose product is annotated as transcription factor kayak. Gene Ontology annotation, biological process: regulation of transcription by RNA polymerase II. NCBI's taxonomy places the organism in Eukaryota, Metazoa, Arthropoda, Insecta, Hymenoptera, Formicidae. The record is from RefSeq and is a predicted model, not a curated record. Gene Ontology annotation, molecular function: RNA polymerase II cis-regulatory region sequence-specific DNA binding; DNA-binding transcription factor activity, RNA polymerase II-specific. Gene Ontology annotation, cellular component: nucleus.